Amphibalanus amphitrite is the source of this 751-nucleotide messenger RNA. Its product is annotated as cuticle protein CP14.6-like. The transcript is spliced from 3 exons. Gene Ontology annotation, cellular component: chitin-based extracellular matrix. Lineage: Eukaryota; Metazoa; Arthropoda; Thecostraca; Balanomorpha; Balanidae. Bases 68 to 409 code for a protein of 113 amino acids. The record is from RefSeq and is a predicted model, not a curated record. Gene Ontology annotation, molecular function: structural constituent of chitin-based larval cuticle.
CGGUGCACUAUAUAAGCUGAGGGUGUUUCCAACACGGCACACACUGCCCACCAGACAUCACACCAAGAUGAAGCUCCUGAUCGUGCUGUGCCUCGCUGCCGCGGCCCUGGCCCGGCCCCAGAGUGAGAAGGAUGCCACCAUCCUGAAGUAUGUGAAUGAGCUCCGCGAGGAUCAGUCCUACGACUUCAGCUUCGAGACGUCAAACGGCAUCGCUCGCGAGGAGUCUGGCCUGUCCUACCCGGGCCUUGAGCGGGAGACUGGCAGCUACACCACAUCAGGAAGCCACGAGUUCACCCACCCCGACGGCACCGUCACCUACCUGUCCUUCAUCUCUGACCAGGACGGCUACCGGCCCGAAAGCGACGCCAUUCCCACCUUCAACGGACGCGUCGACAUCCAGGACGCCUAAACAACACGAAUAUGACGCGUUGUCAAAGAGCAGUGGCAGGAGGAAUGUGUGCUUGAGUGGCGUGUGUCAUGGUCUGCAUUUUCCUCUGAUACUAUCUGUUGGUCGCAGCGCGUUUCAAAGGUCGGGUUGGACCUCGUUUCCCACGACCAAGCGCUGUGCUGGCAACUGUUAUGGUCGCUGUCGCGGCUGAGUGCUAUUUUUGGUCUCUCUCACAUUCUCGUCCACAAAUGGUUAUAUCAUGCCGAGUGUCAUGUGUGAAUGCACUGGCAUGGGACCAGCAGCAUCUUUUACGAUGAUUCGUUGUAUUCACGAGAAAUAUAUUUGCUCAUUGCUGAGCACCUA